Messenger RNA from Lineus longissimus, 3693 nucleotides. Its product is annotated as mucin-2-like. Bases 1 to 3693 code for a protein of 1230 amino acids. The record is from RefSeq and is a predicted model, not a curated record. The transcript is spliced from 2 exons. Lineage: Eukaryota; Metazoa; Nemertea; Pilidiophora; Heteronemertea; Lineidae.
AUGCUCCCAGCAGUAGGAACUACAGCCAUUGCAGAAGAGACAGAACCAACAAUUGUCGAGUCAACCACGGGACUAGCUGCGGAACCAACAAAUGACGAGUCAACCAUAGAAUCAACUAUAGAAUUAACAACAGAUGAGUCAACCAUGGUACCAGCUACCGAACCAAUAACUGACAAGUCAACUACGGAACCAACAACAGAAUUGACAACUUACGAGUCAGCCACGGAACAAACUACAGGACCAACAACCGACGAGUCAACCACUGAACCAACUACAGAAUUAACAACUGACGAGUCAACCACUGAACCAACUACAGGACCAACAACUGACGAGUCAACCACUGAACCAACUACAGAAUUAACAACUGACGAGUCAACCACUGAACCAACUACAGGACCAACAACCGACGAGUCAACCACUGAACCAACUACAGAAUUAACAACUGACGAGUCAACCACUGAACCAACUACAGGACCAACAACCGACGAGUCAACCACGGAACCAACUACAGGACCAACAACUGACGAGUCAACCACUGAACCAACUACAGAAUUAACAACUGUCGAGUCAACCACUAAACCAACUACAGGACCAACAACCGACGAGUCAACCACGGUACCAACUACAGAAUUAACAACUGACGAGUCAACCACUGAACCAACUACAGGACCAACAACCGACGAGUCAACCACUGAACCAACUACAGAAUUAACAACUGACGAGUCAACCACUGAACCAACUACAGGACCAACAACCGACGAGUCAACCACGGAACCAACUACAGGACCAACAACUGACGAGUCAACCACUGAACCAACUACAGAAUUAACAACUGUCGAGUCAACCACUGAACCAACUACAGGGCCCACAACCGACGAGUCAACCAUAGAAUCAACUACAGGACCAACAACUGACGAGUUAACCACGGAACCAACUACAGAACCAACAACUGACGAGUCAACCAUAGAAUCAACUACAGAAUUAGCAACUGACGUGUCGACCACUGAACCAACUACAGGACCAACAACUGACGAGUCAACCAUAGAAUCAACUACAGAAUUAGCAACUGACGUGUCGACCACUGAACCAACUACAGGACCAACAACCGAUGAGUCGACCACUGAACCAACUACAGGACCAACAACUGACGAAGAACCAACAACUGACGAGUCGACCACUGAACCAACUACAGGACCAACAACUGACGAGUCGACCAAUGAACCAACUAAAGAACCAACAACCGACGAGUCAACCGCGGAACCAACUACAGAACCAACAACCGACGAGUCAACCGCAGAACCAACUACAGGACCAACAACUGACGAGUCGACCACUGAACCAACUACAGAACCAACAACCGACGAGUCAACCGCAGAACCAACUACAGGACCAACAACUGACGAGUCAACCACUGAACCAACUACAGGGCCAACAACCGAAGAGUCAACCGCAGAACCAACUACAGGACCAACAACUGACGAGUCAACCACUGAACCAACUACAGAACCAACAACUGACGAGUCAACCGCAGAACCAACUACAGGACCAACAACUGAUGAGUCAACCACUGAACCAACUACACGAUCAACAGCCAGUGAGUCAACCAUGGAACCAACUACAGAACCAACAACUGAUGAGUCAACAACUGAACCAACUACACGAUCAACACCCGUUGAGUCAACCACGGAAUCAACUACACGAUCAACACCCGAUGAGUCAACCAUAGAAUCAACUACAGAAUUAACAACUGACGAGUCGACCACUGAACCAACUACAGGACCAACAACUGACGAGUCGACCAAUGAACCAACUACAGAACCAACAACUGACGAGUCAACCACUGAACAAACUACAGGGCCAACAACUGACGAGUCAACUAUAAAAUCAACUACAGAACCAACAACUGAUGAGUCAACCACGAAACCAACUUUAGGACCAACAACCGACGAGUCAACCACUGAACCAACUACAGGACCAACAACCGACGAGUCAACCGCGGAACCAACUACAGGACCAACAACUGACGAGUCAUCCACUGAACCAACUACAGGGCCAACAACCGAAGAGUCAACCGCAGAACCAACUACAGGACCAGCAACUGACGAGUCGACCACUGAACCAACUACAGAACCAGCAACUGACGAGUCAACCACUGAACCAACUACAGAACCAACAACUGACGAGUCAACCGCAGAACCAACUACAGGACCAACAACUGAUGAGUCAACCACUGAACCAACUACACGAUCAACAGCCAGUGAGUCAACCACGGAACCAACUACAGAACCAACAACUGAUGAGUCAACAACUGAACCAACUACACGAUCAACACCCGUUGAGUCAACCACGGAAUCAACUACACGAUCAACACCCGAUGAGUCAACCAUGGAACCAACUACACGAUCAACACCCGAUGAGUCAACCAUGGAACCAACUACAGAACCAACAACCGACGAGUCAACCAUGGAACCAACUACAGGACCAGCAACUGACGAGUCGACCACGGAACCAACUACAGGACCAACAACCGACGAGUCAACCACUGAACCAACUACAGGACCAACAACUGAUGAGUCAACCACGAAACCAACUUCAGGACCAACAACCGACGAGUCAACCACUGAACCAACUACAGGACCAACAACCGACGAGUCAACCGCGGAACCAACUACAGGACCAACAACUGACGAGUCAUCCACUGAACCAACUACAGGGCCAACAACCGAAGAGUCAACCGCAGAACCAACUACAGGACCAACAACUGACGAGUCAACCACAGAACCAACUACAGGACCAACAACUGACGAGUCAUCCACUGAACCAACUACAGAACCAACAACUGACGAGUCAACCGCAGAACCAACUUCAGGACCAACAACUGAUGAGUCAACCACUGAACCAACUACAGGACCAACAACUGACGAGUCAACCACUGAACCAACUACAGAACCAACAACUGACGAGUCAACCGCAGAACCAACUACAGGACCAACAACUGAUGAGUCAACCACUGAACCAACUACACGAUCAACAGCCAGUGAGUCAACCACGGAACCAACUACAGAACCAACAACUGAUGAGUCAACAACUGAACCAACUACACGAUCAACACCCGUUGAGUCAACCACGGAAUCAACUACACGAUCAACACCCGAUGAGUCAACCAUGGAACCAACUACACGAUCAACACCCGAUGAGUCAACCAUGGAACCAACUACAGAACCAACAACCGACGAGUCAACCAUGGAACCAACUACAGAACCAACAACCGACGAGUCAACCAUGGAACCAACUACAGAACCAACAACCGACGAGUCAACCAUGGAACCAACUACAGGACCAACAACUGACGAGUCAACAACGGAACCAACCACAAAACCAACAACUGACAAGUCAAGGACGGAGCCAAGUUCAGGACAAUCAACGGACGAGUCAAACGCGGAACCAACUACAGGACUAAGUAGAGAAGCAACAGCUGAAGAUACAACCAAUGAACCAUCUAUAGAAUCAACGGCAGAAGAGUCUUUUACGGAACCAACUUUUAAAGAAACAACUGACGAACCAUCUACAAAAUCAGUUCCUGGUACUUCGACGAUUACUGAGCUUACCACCCCUGGAAGUACUAAAAAGGCAUCAGAGGAGGUAGAGUCAAGCUCUUGGGAAGUUGGCGAGGCUAUGUUAGGUACGUUUUAG